GAGAUAUUUCACCGGUCCGGGACUUUUUGAACACCCUGUAUAAGAUAUAUGAGAAAUAUCGAUACAUAAAUAACGCAAGAUGUUAUUUUCCACAGACCCUGGAUUCCACAUAAUCUAAUAAUAUUUAGUUUUCCGUUGACAACCACGUUUAUGGACCCCACGAUGGACAACACAACAACGUGCAACAACCAAACAACAACACCAAACAAACAACAAACCCAGUAUUACAAUACAUCGGAGGUUUCCGGAUACAUAGAAACUGAAUCUUCAAACUGUAUGUAUUAUAGACCGCAAUACAGUUUUCCGACAUUCUCUCAAUAUGAUCAUAAAUACGACAAACUAUCACUUCAAAACUAUCACGAGAUUGGACAGAAUAUGCCAUCAACUUCGUCAAUGUCGUCGUCGUCACCGUUGAUACCUUCUUCAAUCCCUCAUCCCUCUCCCUCAUCGCAAAGUCACAUGUCUCCUCCAAUCCCUCAAUCCGCUUUAUAUCAACUACCGCCUUCUUUACCCUCUCAUCCAUCUGAUUUCCUGAACCCACCGACAUUGGAUCCGCCAAACUUGAGAAGAGAUACUCAACAAAACGCGAGACCGAUGGUGAAGCCGCGGCACGGGGAGAGGUUGCUCAAGGACAAGAAGCGGGAAAAGUGUAAUUGUCCCAGUUGUCAAAAUAUAACGCCGAAGUACGAUGCAAACGGCAGACAGUUGCAUUUGUGUCACAUAAAAGAUUGCGAGAAGAUGUUCAAUAAGACGUCGUAUCUUAAGGCGCACCUGAGGUGGCACACCGGCAAUCGAUCGUACGCGUGCCACUGCGGUAAAAACUUUCACCGCAGCGACGAGCUAAAGCGUCACUUACGCACGCACACGGGCGAGAAGACACACCAGUGCCCCAAGUGCGACUGGACAUUCCCGAGAAGCGACCAUCUCAAAAAACACAUGAAGACUCAUGAAAAUAAAAAAAAAUAAAACGCGAUGACCUGAUGGAGUUGAUGUCACAUGUUAUCGUCGAAAUAUUAGGUUUAAAUGUCGGACAACUGUUGAAUGAUCAAUAUUGAGUUCUUCUGCCACCUCUCGAAUUGUUUUACGUGGCUCCGCCUCAAUAAUGAUUCUUAAAUCAUUAUUGUCUAUAGCUGAAGGACAUCCACGAUCCUCUUCAUCUUCAAGGCUUUCGUUUCCAUCAAAUUCUUGUGUUUCAAUUGGGAUAUAAAGUCAACCAGUGUUGAGCUGUACGUUCACUAAUUGACUCUUCGCCAAAAACGAAUUUGAUAUUUCGAGCUGUUUCUGUUGUUUUACAUUCCAAUUAAAACACAAAAAUUUGUGAUAGAAACGAAAGCUUUAAAAUUAACUGAAACUUAUACAACAAAAUCGCGCGGAUUUGCUUUUUUCCAUGACUAAUUUAAGAUGUUAUAUCCAACAAUACUAAAGAAUGAAAACAAUAGAUAUAAGCUGAAAUCGGUAGUGCCAAUUUCA
Odontomachus brunneus is the source of this 1470-nucleotide messenger RNA. Its product is annotated as transcription factor Sp8-like. The coding region runs from base 151 to 966 and encodes 271 amino acids. Gene Ontology annotation, molecular function: RNA polymerase II cis-regulatory region sequence-specific DNA binding; DNA-binding transcription factor activity, RNA polymerase II-specific. The transcript is spliced from 2 exons. The record is from RefSeq and is a predicted model, not a curated record. Lineage: Eukaryota; Metazoa; Arthropoda; Insecta; Hymenoptera; Formicidae. Gene Ontology annotation, biological process: regulation of transcription by RNA polymerase II.